Messenger RNA from Medicago truncatula (barrel medic), 1514 nucleotides. RefSeq names its product plasmodesmata-located protein 2. The record is from RefSeq and is a predicted model, not a curated record. Gene Ontology annotation, biological process: plasmodesmata-mediated intercellular transport; transport of virus in multicellular host. Bases 196 to 1074 code for a protein of 292 amino acids. The transcript is spliced from 4 exons. Lineage: Eukaryota; Viridiplantae; Streptophyta; Magnoliopsida; Fabales; Fabaceae. Gene Ontology annotation, cellular component: plasmodesma.
UCAUUCUAGAGAGAGUGAAAAAUACAGCAGUAGAUGCAACUCACCCAACUCUCCCAUAUCCAAAUAACAUUUAAUCCCACCUUCUCACCACCACAAAACCAUAUAACAAAUCCUUUAUGUUCCUCAAAAAACAACUUCAAAGAUUUUCCUCAAAUUUGCAAUGAUUUGAUCCCUUAACACUACACAAAAAGCAAAAUGAGUUUCACCUUAAAAACCAUAUUUCUUUCAUUUAUUCUAGCUUUAUUUACUAAUCUUAACCCACCUCAUUUUGCAGAAUCUUCUUCAGAUUACACUACAUUGGUCUACAAAGGUUGUUCAAAAGAGACUUUUAUAGAUCCAAAUGGAAUAUACUCACAAACACUUUCUACACUCUUUGGUUCACUAGUUUCACAAUCCACCAAAACAAAGUUCUAUAAAACCACUUUUGGUAGUGGCCAAAACAGUAUAACUGGUUUGUUCCAAUGCAGAGGGGAUCUCACCAAUUCUGCUUGCUACAAUUGUGUAAAGACACUACCAAUUUUGUCCAACAGAAUUUGUGGCAAAACCAUAGCUGCAAGAGUUCAGCUUCUUGGUUGUUAUUUACUGUAUGAAGUUGCUGGUUAUACCCAAAUAUCAGGUAUGCAGAUGCUCUACAAGACAUGUGGGAUAACAAAUGUUGCUGGAAGUGGUUUUGGGGAGAGAAGAGAUGCUGCUUUAUCAGCAAUGGAAAUUGGGGUUGUUAGUGGUCAUGGUUUUUAUACAACAAACUAUAUGGCCUUUUAUGUUUUGGGACAAUGUGAAGGUGAUAUUGGUGACUCUGAUUGUGGACAAUGUGUGAAAACUGCUGUUCAGAGAGCUCAAGUUGAAUGUGGCAACUCUAUUUCUGGUGAAAUCUUUUUGCAUAAGUGUUUCAUUAGUUAUGGCUAUUAUCCUAAUGGAGUUCCAUCUAGACAUUCUUCAUACUCCUCAUUUUCUUCAGGGCAAGAUCCAGGGAAAACAGCUGCUAUAAUACUAGGAGGAAUUGCUGGAGUGGCUUUUCUAGUUAUAUUCUUGCUAUUUGCUAGGAAUUUGACAAAGAAACACAAUGAUUAUUGAUGGCAUGCUGAAAAUGAUUUGUGACAAUGAAAAAUUCUUCCUGUGAUGAAAAUUUGCUUGCAUUUCAGCUUAUUUAUAAGGAUGAAUGAAAGCUGGAAAUUUUUGUGGUAAAUAGAGCUUGACUGGUUUGGUACAGAAAGAAUAUCAGAUGCUUCAAUGUAAUUAUUGUUGUAAUUACAUGGAUAUUCUUGAAGUGCUAAAUGUUUAGAAGGGUUAGUAUUAUUUGGCAUUCCUUAGUGGAUGAAAAUUUUGGGCCAUAUCCCUUGUUGAGCCAUGUGGGUGACACUAUUAUUUUCCCUCUUCAAUUUUCUAGUUUUUCAUUGACUUUAAUGCUUUUGGAAAGUUUGUCUUUGAGCAAAUGCUUUUGGAAAGUUGCAAGUUGCAUUCUCCCUAGCUUUAUCAUGUCUUUCUCUACCACUCAAAUACAUUGAACCAUAGAA